AUGGCCUCUUUCGAAUACGACCCGAAGAAAGUAGUUGUAGUCUUUGUCCUUGGUGGGCCUGGUGCUGGCAAAGGCACGCAUUGCGCCCACCUUGUAGAAGACUAUGGCUUUGUCCAUCUGAGUGCAGGAGAUCUCCUCCGAGCUGAACAAGCUCGCCCCGGAUCCCAAUAUGGUCAGAUGAUUGCUGAUUAUAUCAAGGAUGGAAAAAUCGUUCCUAUGGAAGUGACGAUUUCUCUUUUGAGGAAUGCCAUUCAGCAGGCUUUGCGUGAGAAUGAGGCAUCUCAGCGUGAGGGAUGGGGUGAUGGAAAAGGUCGCUUCCUGAUUGAUGGCUUUCCUCGCAAACUUGAUCAGUCCCACAAGUUUGAAGAAAGCGUGUGUCCUGCCCAAAUGGUUCUAUUCCUUCAAUGCUCUGAAGAAAUUAUGCUAGAGCGUCUGCUGCGUAGGGGUGAGACGAGCGGGAGGUCCGAUGACAACAUUGAGUCGAUUAAGAAGAGAUUCCGCACAUUCGUGGAGACAAGUAUGCCUGUGGUCGAUUAUCAACGUUCUCAAAACAAAGUGAUCGAUGUGGAUGCCAAGAAUCCUGUCGACCAAGUAUACAAGGAUAUUUCCAAAGCAAUGGAUGCCAAAUUUAAGCAAAUUCGUAACUCGAUGUAG
Messenger RNA from Malassezia sympodialis ATCC 42132, 654 nucleotides. RefSeq names its product bifunctional uridylate/adenylate kinase (gene URA6). The record is from RefSeq and is a predicted model, not a curated record. Gene Ontology annotation, molecular function: ATP binding. Lineage: Eukaryota; Fungi; Basidiomycota; Malasseziomycetes; Malasseziales; Malasseziaceae. Gene Ontology annotation, biological process: 'de novo' pyrimidine nucleobase biosynthetic process; pyrimidine nucleotide biosynthetic process.